Messenger RNA from [Torrubiella] hemipterigena, 2833 nucleotides. Lineage: Eukaryota; Fungi; Ascomycota; Sordariomycetes; Hypocreales; Clavicipitaceae. The record is from the annotation of a GenBank genome assembly.
CUUUCCCGCCAUCAAUCAUCACCACCAUUUUCCUAGAUACGCCAAAAUCACCCACAAUGACAACAAACGUAACAUUAGAAACAACAAUGGGCACGCUCACCGUCGAGCUGUACACCGACCACGCCCCCAAGACCUGCAAAAACUUCGCGACGCUCUCCCGCCGCGGCUACUUCAACAACACCAUCUUCCACCGCGUCAUCCCCAACUUCAUGAUCCAGGGCGGCGACCCCACAGGCACGGGCCGCGGCGGUAGCUCCAUCUACGGCGAAAAGUUCGAGGACGAGAUCUCGCCGGCCCUUAAGCACACGGGCGCCGGUGUGCUCAGUAUGGCCAACUCGGGGCCCAAUACCAACGGGUCGCAGUUUUUCAUUACGCUAGCUCCUACGCCGUGGCUUGAUGGAAAGCAUACUAUUUUCGGGCGAGUGAAGAGCGGCAUGGCGAUUGUGAAGCGCAUGGGGCUGGUGCCUACGGGGGCAGAGGAUCGGCCAGUAGAGGAGCUCAAGAUUCUGUCUACGCGGGUGACGGAGGGCGAUGGCGAGGAUGAGCAAUAAUGGACGAUGUGAUUUUUAAAAAGUAAAUGUAUACUAGCUAGCAAUUGAAUGAAUGUCAUGAUUGAAAAAGCCGUCUAGUGUGGCGAUUAAAGAAGCUAUAUCUACAUGUGGUGUUUGUUGAAGGGAUGGCAGCUUGUGUAGUGUAAUAAGGUAUCCUGUAUUGAUUUUGACCAGGCACGGCGGCCGUGGCAUGCACCUAGAAUAAUAGUAACUGGAAAAAAGACAACCCAUAUAAAAGAAAACGAAAACGCCAUCCCUUAAAAUGCAAAUCACGUCAAGACUACCACCGAGCGGCCGCAUGGGGGCCUAGAAUACACGAGUAUAAAACGUGGGAAGCAGGAAAACAGAAACAAAAAAACACCUCUAGAGCGGACCGGAAACACAAUUGCUUUUCUUUUUCCGUCUUUUGCGUCCAAUGAGUCAAAAUAGCGAGUGCAGUAGAGCAGGUAUGCUGAAUUUUGCUGGUACUGCUACAGCAAUGAGGGAACGACUGUCAAGAGUCGUUGUUGUGGGCUUCUGUCAUAUGUAACAGAAGCCAGCCAUAAGGAUAAAGAAACAAGAAUUCUGUGUAGUUUUGGUGAUGAAGGGGGAGGACAAGAAGAGGGUGAAAGCGAGUAUCCAAACGCCAUGAAUGCAAGGCCGUCAAUAUAUGCACAACGUGGCAGUGGCCGUGAUAGCCACUGACAGGGGAAGAAGUUUUUCCAAAGGGGCUCUUUACUCAAGGGGACGAGACGGGCUCUGAGAUUUCAGACUCCAUGUCGAUGUCGCGAUCUCGUCUAGACAACGGCGAGCUCAUAACCUUGCCAGCCUUGAUCUUCUUAAUCGGGCUGCCAGACUUGUGGAUGGGCUUAGUUGGUGUCCUCUCCGAGAGCGAGUCGUCGUCUGACAUGCGGUGCUCAAAGCUCAGCUGCGAUGACACGCGCUGCCGCUCUGCCUUGAGGUUGUUUUUUGACUUGAGCACAACCUUCUUAUGAAUCGCCUUUACCCGCUUCUUCUUAGGACUGUCCGAGUCGUCAUCGUCGUCGUCGCUCACAUCACGUUUCCUAGGGCUUCCUGCACGGGAUCCGGGUCCCGGUGUAGCCUUUUGUGAUGAUGGCGGCGUGCUGUCGUGUGCUGACGAGUUGCCAUUGAUCUUUUGAGCCGCGGCUCGGCUUGCGUUGCGGCCGCUGUUGCCGAUACACGAGCCCAUGUGGUUAUUGAGACGGGUGACGAGAAUACAUCUCUUGCAUUUACUGCAAGUAGCGGAUGGAAACGACAGCACAUUUGUCGGCUUGUCGUCCAGGUCCUUCUUCUCCACGUCCUUCUUCUUCUUGCCUCGGCCAGGACCGGGUGGGACCCAGCUUUGGCCGUAGAUGUCGCAGCCAACCUUUUGGAUGUACGGGUGUUUUUUGCAGUAUACAACGUUCGGAUCGGGUUUUCUGGCGCCCUUGCCCUCGGUGGGAUGGAGCAGCCGCGGCAGAUGGCACUUGGGGCAGAGGAUGUCGGUGGUGGUGCGGAGCGGGUUUCCCUUGAGCAGGACUUUGCCAUCCUCGUAGAUGGCGGCGUCUGUUUCUAUGCGUACGUCGGGUUUGGAAUCGGGGGUUGAGCUUUCGGAGGCGUCCGAGGCCAGCUUCUCUACUCGGAUGGCGGCGGUGGCAGCGCGGGCUUCCUUCUCUUCGCGAUGGACUUUGAUCAGGAGGUCGGAGAUGAGGUUGUGCAAGACGUCGUCGAGAACGGAGUGUGCCUGUGGCAAUUGGGGUAAGAAGCAGGUCAAGAUGGAAUUGCAAGGCCGGCCAGAGCGGGAUACUCAUUUGGCAGCGCUUGCGGAUGCACGGCGUGUGACGAGAACCGGCCUUGCCGUUUGACGUGGUGUGCCGACAUCGUGGGCCAAGUACAACUUACCAGCUUGACCAUUCCUCCGGCAUCGUCCCGGGCGCGAAUGACGCCAGCCCGGCCGGUGGUGUUAUUCAUGGUCUUGUGUUUUUGCCUGGCCAAGCAAAGAUGGGCGACGAUGCUUGUGCUAAAGCAAGGUUGAUGCUGAUGCAGCCAGGGGAACGGGCCUUGUGUAGCAAAAAGGACGACCCGUGCCACUCACUGACUACUGGGCCCCAGGGAGAAAAAGUGGCGAUGGGGCGUAAGGCAAAGCAAAACGUAUGCAGUAGCAACAACAAGGCAAGGAAAAAAAAGAAAAUGAAAGGCUGUGAUUUCAGAGAGAAGAUUUAAAAAACGUUUGAAUGAAGGAUGCCAGUCAGCAAAUCAAAAAAAAAAAGCGUUCUAGAAAAAAGGGCAGCCAAAUGCUGGGG